This is a messenger RNA of Penicillium argentinense, 1317 nucleotides long. RefSeq lists its product as uncharacterized. NCBI's taxonomy places the organism in Eukaryota, Fungi, Ascomycota, Eurotiomycetes, Eurotiales, Aspergillaceae. The coding region runs from base 1 to 1317 and encodes 438 amino acids. The record is from RefSeq and is a predicted model, not a curated record. The transcript has a single exon.
AUGCCAAGUCUACCUGAUCUUCCUUAUGAGGUGAUCAUGAUGAUCGUCGAGUACCUGCAACUGGACUCUAACUGGACUCAAUUACGAUUCUACGAGAUCGGCAUCGCAUACCAAAAGGCCUUCGAACAAAAUCAGCCUCGCAGAACGAAAGAUCUGCACUCUCUUCUCCUCACUUCGAGCCGUCUGUACAAAUUUCUGAAGCCAAUGCUCUACCAGAAUCUCUUUGUUCGUGACUACAACCGCCACGGCGAGAAGGCUCCUUUGAAGCAGCUAAAAUGGAGCUUGGAAAACAGAUUAGGUCUUUCUGAACUUGUCAACUCGGCAAUUAUUCCGUGCGGCACCUCAGGGAACAACCGUUCCAUAUUCGAAAUCUACACUGCUUUCUGGCUACCGAACCUGUCAACCCUGACUAUCUUCGAGUUCAAGGAUUGGAAGCCAAUGGUGUUCGAUGAUAAUUCCCAUGUGGGUACUUCGCCCGUGCAAUGUCUUCGACUGAUUGAGUGUGGGGCUCAUGAGGAGGCUUUAGCAGCUGUUCUGAGCUGGCCUGACUCCUUGAAGGUGCUUCAAUAUGACGCCGAUCAAUUCGAAUGGGAAGGUCAUUAUGAAGGUGAGCAAGUUAAUGGUUGGACAUGUGAAGCUUUUGUACGCAUGAUUCGGUCGCAAAAAGAAAGCUUGGAGGAGCUGAUAAUGACAAGACCGCCGCUCGAUCACGAGGGGCUGGGCAAUGGGUCUCGGAUUGACCUGUCGGAGUUCACAGCUCUCAAGACUCUGCGCAUAUAUCAUGUUUUCUUGUGUGGCUGGGAUGAUCCAGAAGGCGUCUCAAGGUGCCUGCCUCCCAACCUGGAAGUUUUGGAGGUCUUCUAUGACGACACAGAUCUCACCCAAUUUUUCUGGGAAGACGAUGAGCAGCCCUACGAUACCUUUAUCUUGGAUGUGAUCCGGAACAAGACGCUUCGCCUACCUCGUCUACAUACAGUGAAAAUAUACUCGCCUGAGUGGCUCGGUGACCGUGAACUGGAGGAAACAGGGCAGACAGGAUCUUCGGAGUGGUCACUCCCAGGUCCAUUGGCGGCCGAGGCAAAGGAAGCUGGAAUCAAUAUGAGAGUUUGGAUAGGACAGGAUGUUUGGUUCAGGAUUGAUGGACUUGACGAUGUCGACCUUUUUCGCUCUUUGGAACUCAGUCAAAGUGGUCUUCCAAACCAACCUGCUCCUGGAUCGACCGCUGAAGCGAGCCAUUCACCACCAGGAAAUGCAUCAAGAGCUGAUGCAAGGGAACAAAGGAGAUUCUUUGGAUCCUAUGCUGAGUUACAGCUCUAA